ACAUUGUCAAUUUUACCUAAUGUCGAAUUUAUAAUGAUUAUGUGAAUGAAAUCAUUAAAGUAAUUAUUUUAAAUUAAAUUUCGGAUUUUUGUUUAUUUCGGUUUAUUGAAAAUGGCAGUGUUUGACGUAUUUAAUCCGUUACAAAAUAUUACCCCUCGAUUUACAGAAGAGCAACUAAAUGAAAUUGUUGAAUUUUUCGAUACUAAUGCGAAACCUCUACUUGUGAUAAAUGAUGGAGAACCAAUAAAUGUAAUAAGCAUUGAACAAGUAAUAGAUUUUUUGAAUCUGAAGAAAUUUCAUAGAAGAUCGUUUCAUUACCCAACUUAUGGCGAAAUAAUGACUGAGGCGGAUAAUCUCAAAGCAGGAUACCUACGAAUAGUGACCAAAGAACAGUUUAUAUAUAUGUUGAAUAAAUGGGUACUCGAAACUACAUUGAAACAUGAAUUGACUCUAGCUUUCAAGAUUUUCGACACAGAGAAACGGGAUUUCCUCGAAAUAGAAGAUAUCCAAAGUAUCGUUCAAGGUUAUGGGGAUAUAUACACUGACGAAGAAACAAGAGAAAUGUUACGGGAUGCCAAUGUUAGGGGAGACGGAAAUGUCUUCUACGAGGAUUUCAUCGAAAGUUUGUUUAGUGUUGCUCCUCAGAUGAAUAAUGCUAAGAUUAAUUACCUAUAUGAAGAUCCAGAUGAAGACCCAUCAGUUCCACCCGAGCCUAUUAUAGAAGAGCCACCUGAAGAACCACCACCGCCGCCGCCUCCUCCUCCUCCUAAAAAAAAAGAAGCGAAAAAGAAAAAUAAAUAAACAUCACUCAACACUACUUUCACAACUUUUUUAUUAUGCCUUAUAAUGUUGUUUUGUUUUCGUAUAAGGUCAUCGUAAUGUUCGUUGUAAACAUUGGUUCUUACAUGUCAAAAUGUUAUUGUACCUACCUAAAUUUUAAAUUUACUAAUACAAUCGAUUUUUUUAAUGA
This is a messenger RNA of Plodia interpunctella (Indianmeal moth), 970 nucleotides long. RefSeq lists its product as uncharacterized. The transcript is spliced from 4 exons. The record is from RefSeq and is a predicted model, not a curated record. Gene Ontology annotation, molecular function: calcium ion binding. Bases 112 to 801 code for a protein of 229 amino acids. Lineage: Eukaryota; Metazoa; Arthropoda; Insecta; Lepidoptera; Pyralidae.